Messenger RNA from Guyanagaster necrorhizus, 4755 nucleotides. RefSeq names its product RhoGAP-domain-containing protein. The transcript is spliced from 11 exons. NCBI's taxonomy places the organism in Eukaryota, Fungi, Basidiomycota, Agaricomycetes, Agaricales, Physalacriaceae. The record is from RefSeq and is a predicted model, not a curated record. The coding region runs from base 329 to 4423 and encodes 1364 amino acids. Gene Ontology annotation, biological process: signal transduction.
CUCCGAGUCCACGGUGGAGCGCUGCGCCGUUGGCACGCAGCAAUGAUGCGACGCACGGACCACUUCCGUUUUGGCGUGCACCGCCACCCAGAUUGUUUGGUUACGACGGCUUGUCCUCCCGUAUUAUUCAAGGAUCGCGCUCUUUGCUGAGCUCCUCGAGCUCGACAGUCUCCACGGUGACUUGCCCUCCUCGACAUUCUCUUGUAUUCUGCUGCGUUUCCCUCUCUAUCUCCCGAUAUCAUAGUGCCCAGGCGGUCUCCUAUCUAUCGCUUCUUCUCUCCAAGUUUAGCCCCUUUGGCCUCGCCGUUCCAUUAUCAUGCUGGCCACAAUGAACAUAUCCCAGUCGACGGCUUCCAUUCACCAGAAUGCCCAUAUUGAUCUUCAGUGCGACCAUAGCGAACAUAUCGACUUUGACAAGAUCUGUCCUGGCUGUAAACUUUCCGUAGUGACAGACGACGGUGGUUUGGUGGUGGCAUUUGGGCAAUCCUUCUUUCACGUAGAUUGUUUCAAGUGUGCCAAGUGCGGAGAUAAAGUCACCGCAGACACGAACCUUCUGCUCCUUUCUGACGGUUCUCCUGUAUGCGCCAAUUGUUCAUACAACUGCAAUGUCUGCAGACUGCCCAUCCUCGACGAGGCCAUUAUGACCGGUGACGACUCUUACCAUGCACACUGUUUCAAGUGUAAAGUAUGCAAGAACCGUAUUGAUGAACUCGUUUUUGCGAAGACCAGCCAAGGGAUUUAUUGUAUGGAUUGCCACAGUGAGCGGAUGAUCAAAAUCAGGAGACACGCUCAGAAAAAAGCCGAGAGAGAAAGAGCUGCAGCAGCAGGCGGCACUGGCUCGAGUUCUUCUCGUGAAGCCAGAUACAGAAGGGACAAUGGUCGCAUCUCCCCUGUCGUUUCUCACUCUCAUGAUGUACCGGGCUCUUCAAAGUCUCACCACAACCAACAUUUUGAUCAACCCUCACUGUCAAAUUCUCGUCAUCCAGUUUCUGCAUCCACUCAAACUUCCGCUAAACGGCGAUCCGGGCCGUACGUUAGCGACGCUUUCCAGCCCAGUAGUCAACGGUCCAAGUCGUCAGAGAAGACUUCUCCUUCGUAUCUGACUCCGGCAUUUCCCCUCCCUCCCCAGCAGUCAAUAUCUGUGACUAUAGCCCCACCGGAAUCGGAUACCCUUCAUCAUUCUGACUUGUCUCAUCGGCGACCUCUAGUACAUCAAUUAUCUACGUUGUCAGAGCAGAGCUUUGAGCAGGAAACGACUGCCUUCCGCUCUUUGAACUCAUCGUCGAAAGCAUCGUCGGAUGGACUGAGUGUGCAGACCUCGCGGCGCGACAAACGUCGAUCCAUCGAUCCAGGCCUUACUCUCAGCAAUGUGACGUCUCCUGCCAGUCCUGCCACAUCUCCGCCACCUACACUCUCUCCUCUCUCUGCAACAUUCACACGUCAGUCAAGCAAUCGCUCUCCAACACCUCCUGCCCACAAUGGCCGGGAAUCACCUCGAAUACCAUCUCCGCUUCGAGAGCAUUUCAAUGAGGGGGAGUCAAUAUCGCGGCCGUCGUCUAAUGGCUCAUUCCAAAGCACUACGAGCCACAUCCGUCCGGAAUCUUCUGCUUCACACUAUAACAAUUUUGAAGAUGAUGUGUCACCUCAGAUACGCACAUUUUCGGCUGGGAAUUCUUCGCCAGAUAGCCGUCCAGGUGAAACAAGCACCCCGAGAGCCAGGAAAAAUAGCUCACCAAAUCCUGAUCAAUCUCUGGAAAUACCCAUUCGUCACCAAAGGCCAUUCGAAGAACGUCCUCGGGAACGUCUCUCAUCACCCUCAAGUCUAACUUUCAGUCGGACGCGAUCAGGUAGUACUUCCAGAGCGCCCUCCAGAGCGGAUGUCCCGCACAAUGUGGAAAGUAGUACAGAUACUGAGGCAGAGGGUGAUGAACCGAUUGCGCACCGGCGAUCUGAGUCAAGCACGUCAGUACCACCGGCUUUACCUCCCAAAUCAGAAAAGGAUGUGUCCACCACUCAAAUACCCUCCGAAGCAGUCUCUCCUACAAGCGAUGUGGAUCCUGACCCAUCUAACCAGAUGGAUAGUGGCUCAGAUGAUAUGUCGGAAUCCUCACCGGUCGAACAGACAUCACAUGCGACUUUCAUUGCACCGGCCUUACCACCCAUCCGAUUUUCAUUGAACACCGCUGAUUUCUCGGAUUUGCUCAGCUCUGUUGGCGGGAUCAACGCGCUGAAAUCCUUGGAUCAGUUAACGAGUAUCUCUGAAAAGAACAAGGAGAACGACAGCGAUGUUCCUUCAACACCACCACCGUCAGCUACUUCUAUAAGAACGAAUGGUGUCACAUCAACCCCAAGUAGCGAUGUCACUAUUAUUGGAUCGCCCGCAUCGGGCUAUCGUAAAGAUAGAAGUGUUUCGACCGACGACCUUCGUUCUUUUGCCGCAAUAUCGUCUACGUCGAUCCAUGAGCAAGGAUUCUCCGAGUCGCAUCCAAAAUCUCUUCAAACUUUGAAUGCUUCUGUACCCGAAUUCAAUGAAUCCCAAUCUUCUGGUCGUAUCACCUUGACAACACUGGGGGCUAACCUCUCGAGUGUCACCAGACCAGAUGAUUCCGAUUUCGUACUUUUGCGGUUACAAGAGGCAAUGGCUGACGCCAAGGAGCGAGGUGCUCAGCAGUUGAAACUAGACCGCGCUUUUGUUGAAGCUAUCAUCAAGACCAUGGAUCUCAGAAAAGCAGCUUUUUUCGAUCUGAAGGGCAAAUUCGAUGGUGUCAAGAGAGCAAGUAAACAAUACAUUGAAGGGUUGACGGUUGCUCAGACGGAGUAUGAUCGUGAGCUCAAAGCACGAAGGGAUGCAGAGGCUGAAGUCACUCGAUUACGAGUCCUACUAUCAGGCCAGGCAGCACGGCUUACCGCACUUUCUGGGGAUUCUCGCCGACAAGAGCUUCGUCAACGGAUGACCAAGGAACUUCACGAUCAGUUGUCGGGGUUGGAGCAGGAUCUGUCAAAACUCAAGGUUGACCGUGACAUGGCAUUGGCAGAGGUUGAGGAGAUCUCUGCAACGAAAGGCUCAAAUGCGGCAGCUGACCAACGUACUACACAUCUGAAUCGUUCUCUCAUGAUGCGCCUUGAUUCAUUAAAGAUACAGUAUCAGAGGGACCUGGUUCCGUUGACCCAUGAACGAGAGGCCUUGUCUCGAGAGGUCAUGGAGCUCAAAGCUGUUCGAGAUGUCUUCCUUGAAGAAACGACGGUUCUCAAUGCUCGUAAUGAAGAGUUGGCUCAGCUCAGCGCCCAGUACGCUCGCCGGAUGGAUACAGUGCCCGAAAUAUCAUCCAAGGACGAGGAACACGUGGUGGCGCCUUCAAUGGACAACGGUCGCAGUCAGCUUCACCAGCCACAAACGUCUGUGCAAUUGCCUUCUCAAAAUCUCUAUGCCUCCACUACCUCUUUAAUUACUGAUGAGACGCUUGCCGAUAUGAAAACCGUCAUCAAGAUUUCGAAGCCAGAAACUGAACUACCCACGCCAUCGAAAGGGAAGUUUAUCAAGUGGCCAGGAUCCAGGACAAAAGAUACAACCAAUCCAACAAGCGUUGGCGAUAGCCGCGGUAAAGGACACUUGGAGCACAACUUCCAACAGCUCAGCGUGCUGCGAUUCACUCGGUGUGAUCACUGCGGAGAUAAGAUGUGGGGCUCACAGCUACGUUGUACUGGCUGCAACAUCUCCGUCCAUGUGCGGUGCAUAAACCAUGUUCAGGUUUUGUGCUCACAGCAAAGUUCAAAUCGUGAUGAUUCGCAAAUUUUGCGACAUUCAAUGUUUGGCCGCGACCUUGUAGAACAGGUGUACGCUGAUGCCAAAGGGAGCUCGCGACAGGUUCCAAUAAUCGUUGAUAAAUGCAUUGAAGCCGUUGAAGCCAUUGCAUUGGAUUACGAAGGGAUCUAUAGGAAAACAGGUGGAUCCCGCCAGAGCAAAUCAAUCACACAACUCUUUGAGCGUGGCGACUAUGAUGCGUUUGACCUUCGAGAUUCGGACCGAUUCAACGAUAUAUGUAGCGUCACUUCAGUGUUGAAAGCCUACUUCCGAUCUCUCCCUGUCCCUCUCCUGACCUAUGACCUCCAUGACCAAUUCAUGGCCGCUGUUGAAAUCCGCGACGCCUCUAUUAAAAACAAAAUGCUGCUUGACCUGGUGAACAAGCUGCCUAAAGAGCAUUAUCACACAUUGUGUGCUCUGAUGAUCCAUUUGAAUAAGGUUUGUCAACGGAGUGAGAGGAACUUGAUGAAUGCUCGUAACCUUGGCGUUGUAUUUGGCCCAACAUUAAUGAGAUCUCGGAACCCCGGUGCAGAGUUCAGCGACAUGGCUGGCAAAGCGCUUGCCAUAGAAUGGCUAGUGGGAAAUGCGCCGGAAAUUUUUCCUGAAAACGCAUCCCGAUAGUUGCAGAUUAUACCACGCCCUCAGUCUUCGUUCACCGAUUUGCCAUUCUAGAAGUACUUCUUUGGGUUUAUUUUUUAUACUAUCGCUCAGGUGAUUUUACACACCUCUAUUAUUGUUGAAAAGUUUCGGAUUUCAUUUUUAUCAGGGGUGUGUCGUAGUCUCUAAUCAUUGCCGUGCUUUCGUAUUUAACACUCAUCCUACUCGUAUAUAUCUAACGCCUUCAUUUACCAAUACCCUUUUCCAUGGUAUCUCGGAUGUACAUUCAUACCUAACUGGACCAGAUUCUUCCAUGCCGGACGCAAAGAUGUGAAGGUUGGUUACAUUAGUUCCCU